AUGCAAGCUCCACAAAAGUUUACAACGAACGGUGCAAUCCAGCUGUACCACGCCAUCACCGCGGAAAAAGCCAACGAGUAUCGCAACCGAGCCCACACCGACUUCAAUCUCGAGCGCGACUCCAACCUCGAGUGGUCUCCCGAUGCUUUCGCCGCCGCGCAGCCAGCCCUCUACCGGAAGCAAGCGUUUCUACCAGAGCAAGAGGGUCGUGCCUUCUUAGUGCACUACAGGACGUUUCUCCCGCUUUCUCAAGCCAACGACUUGCGGUUUGUUGAAACUGUUCCUGACAAUCCACGCUGGGUGACUGUGGAUCCUUGCUCCGUCGCUGGUUUCAUGCUGAUAGCGCUGCCGGAUGGCACCUGCCUCCAUGUGUUCGGUUGGAACGCCCAAAUCGCGCUGAAGUCGGAUCUGCAGAAGAUUUACCUUAACAAGGGCGACAUGAUCUUGCUUCGAGGGGAUUGCAUCUACGCACCCGUUGGCAAAGACUCAGCGAACAUUUGUCUCCACGCAUACCUGGAUAUGCCGACGUACCAGCACGAUCUAUUUCACGAACCGCAGCUGGUGCCGUAUUUUGACAACACGUGCAUCAAGAACGAUCCACACGCACGCUGA
Molecule: messenger RNA, 612 nt
Organism: Phytophthora sojae
Lineage: Eukaryota; Oomycota; Peronosporomycetes; Peronosporales; Peronosporaceae
Exons: 2
Coding region: 1-612 (203 amino acids)
Source: RefSeq, a predicted model, not a curated record